Molecule: messenger RNA, 954 nt
Organism: Glarea lozoyensis ATCC 20868
Lineage: Eukaryota; Fungi; Ascomycota; Leotiomycetes; Helotiales; Helotiaceae
Exons: 1
Coding region: 1-954 (317 amino acids)
Source: RefSeq, a predicted model, not a curated record
AUGGCAGCACAGACUGUACACUUCCUUGGUCUGCCAUUCGAGAUACGCGACCACAUUUACCAUUAUUUGAUCCCGACAAAGACAAUCAUCGACGCGUACGAACCUCAAUUCAACUAUACGAUCACUAAGAAAAGGACAUCUAUAUUCGAGUUUGACGAAGCUCCUGCAGAGCGAGAUACACAAACAUCUUCAAAACAUCAAGCCGCGGAUGAUAAUCUGACUGCAGACAAAAGAAAGAGUACGAUCUCUGAGUCUUGCCUCUCUCAGAAUACACACGUACCAGAAGUUAUGGAUAUCGGUGGUUGUACAGACUCAGAGUACGAGGUAGAUUGGGAUGAUGUAACCAUCCCUCUACCUGGGGGCAUCGACAGAAAGAAGAACAGUAUAUUCAUGGUGUGCAAACAAAUUUCCGACGAAGCUCUGAAUAUCAUGUACGGAAAGAACGCUUUUAAGCUUUAUGUCAGCAGCGACGCAGGUCAUUGUCUCAAACGCAAUUUUACCGAAGCAAAUAGGUGUCGAAUGCGAUUUCUAUUCAUCAUAGCAGAGCUGGAUCAUUGGCAUGCUAACGUGAACACCGACGAUCCACUGUGGACUCUCAUUCCGACAUUGAACAUCUUACGCUUGGUCGCAAAGCAGCCUAACAAAGGGGAGGACUGCUUUAGCCCAGGAGAUACUACUGUGCUUGAGGAUAUGCGAUAUGAGUUGGAAAUGGUGUGGGGGUUCCGUAGCUUCAGAGAAUUUCUGAUAUGCUUUAAUCAAAAUUUACCAGAAGGUAAAAUACUCGAGGUAGAUUUUGAUGGAAAGUCGGAGACAGCUGAGGUCUUUAAGGAAUGUAUGCCGGGAAGGUAUCGCGAAGUGCGAUGCCAUCUUGCCAGUGCCCUUGUGUUUCGCCGAGGUCGUUUUACCCUUAAAUCUGACCAAGUGGACACGGGAUUUGAUGUGUGGGAGUCUUAG